UAUCCUGGGUGAACUGUGCUCAGCUAAAGUGACUGCCCCACUGUCACUGCCCCUCAGCUUGGUAUUCUCUAACUCUGUGACUUUCGAGAAGAUUUUUUCUCUCCCUAAAGUUUUCUCAUUUAUUUUUCUGGAAAAUUCCCUCCAAGAUCUGAAUUUUAAGCACAUUUACUUUAUAGGAAGCAACAGAAAGGCAACAUGUCGGCUGAAACACCAAUUACACUCAAUAUCAACCCUCAGGAUCUGAAGGUCCAAACAUUUACUGUAGAGAAACUACUGGAGCCACUCAUAAUCCAGGUUACCACACUUGUAAAUUGUCCCCAGAACCCUUCCAACAGGAAAAAAGGACGUUCGAAAAGAGCCAGAGUCCUUAUAGCUUCUGUGGAGGAAGCAACUUGGAAUUUAUUAGACAAAGGAGAGAAGAUUGCUCAGGAAGCCACAGUUUUAAAGGAAGAGCUUACUUCUGCACUUGGGGAAGUUCGCAAAGAAAGUGAAGCUCUGAAGAUAUCAGCUGAGAGAUUUACAGAUGACCCCUGUUAUCUCCCAAAAAGGGAGGCUGUAGUUCAAGCUGCCCGGGACUUGUUGGCUGCUGUUACCAGACUCCUUAUUCUCGCGGACAUGAUUGAUGUCUUGUGUCUGCUGCAGCAUGUGUCAUCUUUUCAAAGAACGUUUGAGUCUUUUAAGAAUGUUUCCAACAAGUCUGACCUCCAGAAAGCCUACCAGAAGCUUGGGAAGGAGUUGGAAAAUCUAGAUUAUUUAGCCUUCAAACGUCAGCAGGACUUAAAGUCUCCAAACCAGAGGGAUGAAAUUGCAGGUGCCCGGGCCAAGUUGAAGGAGAACUCCCCUCUCUUGCAUUCAAUUUGUUCAGCUUGCUUGGAGCAUUCAGAUGUUGCUUCCCUCAAAGCCAGCAAGGACACAGUUUGUGAAGAAAUUCAGAAUGCCCUCAAUGUGAUUUCAAAGGCUUCCCAAGGCAUUGAGAAUAUGGCAGCACCAUCUGAACCCCAGGCAGCCACCCUGGGAAGUGCACUUGAUGAACUGGAGAGUUUAAUUGUCCUGAACCCACUCACAGUGACUGAAGAGGAGAUAAGGCCAUCAUUAGAAAAGCGCCUUGAAGCCAUUAUCAGUGGGGCUGCUCUGCUGGCGGACUCCUCAUGCACAAGGGACUUCCACCGGGAGAGGAUCAUUGCAGAAUGCAACGCCAUUCGCCAGGCUCUUCAAGACUUGCUUUCAGAGUACAUGAGCAACCAAAAUCAUAGUCCUGUGAGGAGCAAUAAUGCCACAGAGUAAAAAAAGUGAUAGCUGAGGUAUGUAGGGUACUGUAUCUGUGUAUAAGGAGUAGAAUAUUUCUAUCUAUCGAUUGAUCUAUAGUGCUCUGAUUGGUUGAUUGUAUUAACUAUAUCGUUUAUCAUUUGUGGGUGCAAAAUAAAAAUAAUCGUUUAUGUUUGAUGGUAAUAUUAUUUUCCAAAUUAAUUUGCAAGAGUCAAUUUUGCUGAGAAGUGAUUCAAUAUUUACUUUACAGACUUUCACAAAGAUAAUACAUUUUGCUUUGAAAGUGAUUUAUUUAUUUGAAGAGUAAUCUAUCUCCUGCCACACUUUAGCAUUCUAAUGGUUAAUUGGUAUGAGCACAACAGACUGCUGGAUCAUUAAUUUUAAUUAUAUUGAGUCUAGUAAAUUAUUUAGAAAUCAUUUUCAAGAAUUACUUAAUUAAAAGUAUGAGUUUAUGUAAUCUACUUUAAACUUUAAAGAAAUCUAAUUUUAAAAUCCUUUAAAAAUUUAAAAAUUUGAGAUAUAAUCCAAGCCUUAAUACUCAAUUAUGAUAUUUUCCUAACAGCUAAGUUUUCAACUAAGAUCUAUUCUAAGAUCACAAGUAUGAGAUAAUACUUCAGAACUCAUAUGAAUUUGAAAAAUUUGAGAUGUUUGUAGUUUGAGUAUAAGGUAAAGGAGAAUAUUGCAAGACCGUAACAAUCUUUCUAGUGUAUUCUAUGUUAAAAGUACAUGAUAAGGGGCCAGGGGUUUAGCUCAGCAGCACAACUGCUUGCCUCGAAAGCUUGAGGUUGUACAUUUGAUCCCCCCCCCCAAAAAAAAUUAAAAGUACAUUAUAGUUAACUCCAAAGUGUAAUCAUAAAUUUAAAAAAUAAAUUGAGUUCCAUUUGAAAUGUCAUAGUUCUUGCAACAAAGUAUAUUUAGGAUAAAAAUAAAGAAAAAAACUUGGAUUUUAGUAAUUAUCUGUGUCUUUGCAAAUUUGAAUCUUAGUGCCCUUACUAUAAUAAGUAAGUAAUGAGUAGAGUCUUAUAAAAUGAAGGUCCAUUUAUCUUUGUAGUUAAAACGAAAUUUAAAUGAUGCAGACCCAUAUGAAUGCACUUUGUGCCUUAUUAAACAUAUUUUUUACUUCAGUUUUGCAACAAGAAAUAAAGCAGAAUGCUUUGUCUUGGCCUGGUGUUGCGAUAGAUGCUCAGAAUAUGCAAAGUGCUCAUCCCCAAGACUUGUGCAUGAAACAUAAUCUGUGCUGACACAUGCUUAACAAGUAGAAAACAGUUCCAUGUAAGAAAAGUUUAUUUUCUCCUCAACUAGUGCUGUCAAAUUUCCACUGAUUGACUCACCCACCCACUCACUCUUGUUUGUGCUCACUCCCUUCUCUAAUUAUCAAGGUAUUUUUCUAGUUUUAUGGUAUCCAUAUUUUAAAGUUCUGAUGCCUACCAUCUUUAGUUGUAUCUGUGUCUUAACUCUUAUCGGAACAUGUCCUUUUUGAAUGUAAGUAUCUAAUACCACCUAUAUUUUUCAAUGCUUUUUAUUGUCUCACAUGGUCUUUUAAACCCAGUAAAAAAUAGUUGGAUGAAAUUGGAGAGGAAGAGUAUUUGAGAUAGAAUGGGAAAAUAUGAAAAACUUCCAAACCAGCAUGACUGGGCUUUAUGUGCAUCACAUAACUGAGAUAAUGUGUUAAAGUCUAAUUGUGUAAGAUCUUGGUCAUUAUGACUCUAGGUUAGAGGUGAUGGAUUAAAAUGAAUUACCAAAAAUCUAUAGUAAUGAUGUGGCACAUAGCACUGUAUUAUGUUUGAAAUCUUUAUUUUUAUUUUAUCUCUAUUAAAUUAUCAAUUAUUAAUUAUAUUUUAUAAAAUUUAUUUUAUUUAAUUUGCUGUUUAUUUUAUUAUGGAAUAUAUUAAUUAUAUAUUUGAUAUAUAUGGCUUUUAAAUGAUUUAGUAUAAAUAAAAUAGUUAUUCCUUAUUUGAUGUUCUUCAUCCUAUAGAUUUCACAGUUAUGCCAAUCUUUGCCAUCCAGUACUUUUUACAUCUGCUUUUUAAAAACUCUUUAGUGCCUCCUAGAAUAAUUGCUCAUGAUCUCCAGGAGUUUGACACACCUGCCAAAUUAGCUUUUCUAGUAAUGGACUGUGCCAUGGACCCUUCUGUGUUAACCUCUGUUUUAUUUUUGUAGUGCCAGUGAAAAGUGAUGUUUCUCUCUUACUGAGGCAAAGCAAAAUGCCCCAAACUGUGUUCAUUUACAUGCAAAUGUUUCUGCACAGCUCGAUGCCUGCUAAAUUGGUGCUGUUGCCAGGUAGUGAUGAGACCCAACUAGUGACUAUAGCUCAAAAGCCCCAGUAAUCUUGGUGUUCUGUUUCCAAAUCUGUUUUUUCAUACUGUUGUGCAAUAAGGUGCAGUUGCUAAUCAGUUUGAAAACAUCAUUACUUUUUUCCUGUUUCUUCUCCUUCCUGGAAAAUGUAGUUAUAAUGGUCUGCUUAAAGGUUUUAUAAUAAUGAUACAUUUAUUUAAUUACAUAUUUAUGCAUUUAUUUUUGCAACACGGGGAGUUAAACCCAAAGCCUUUAUAUUGAGUUACAUCUCUAGCCCUUUUAAUAUUUAUUUUUGAGACAAGUUCUUCCUAAAUCACUAAGUUGUCCAGGCUGAGCUCAAAUUUGCAACCCUUCCCUCCCAUAACUUCCCAGAGUGCUGGGAUUACCUCCUAUGUAAUGUAGCCACCGUGUGUGACUGCCCUUGAUAUUUUUAUUUUAUAUUUGCAUAAAUCUGUAAGAAUGAAAAUCACCAAGUUAUAUUAGUAAGUACAAAACAAACAAAAAUGAACGGUGUUUGGAACUAUUUUGGAGGUAACUGGAAUAGACUUCUCUAUGCCUAUGAUAAGCAUUUUAGAAAUAUAAAAAAGUUUUAUCUGUGAUUUCCUGAGCACUGAUGUUUAUGUUUGAUGUUUUCUCAUGGCUUUUGAUAUCCUGCUUUCUUUCCCACUGUGUCUUUCUCUUCUCUAAUUAAUUGAACCCUGGCAUUUUUCGUAGAACAAUCUUAGCAUUUUUGACAGAAUUUGUCCUGUUGGGCAGGUCUUUGAUAUCCUAACUUCCUUAGAAGCUUGCAUUCUUACCCUGGUGGGGUGGCAUCUGCUUGUGAUCCCAGCAUACUGGGUGGCCAAAGGAGAAAGAUCAUAGUUUGAAUCCUGGAUAAUUUAACAAUUUAGUGAUACUCUCUUAAAAAUACAUUCAUCCCUAUACACAUACAUAUAUACAAAAGGGGUGGGGAUGUAGCUCAGUGUGAAAGCCUUAUGUUCAAUCACAGUAUUAUACAAACACACAACACAAAAGUUCACAUUCUUGUGUAGGACUUGGCAGCACUUCAGGAUUUGCUGAAUCCUAAUAAUUAGUUUCCAACUGAGAGGAUGUAAUAAUUAAAUUGCAGGGUAAUUUUUUCUAUUUUAUCCUUAAAUAUCUUCCACAUACAUUUUUCAAACCCUUUAGUGCUUUUGCUCCUGAUCUGCAGGAAUCUAAGGUACCCUUUGAAGGUUCCUGUGGUUCUAGAUACUUAGGCGGCUAAGGAUGGAGGACUGUUGAGCCUAGUAAUUCAGGAGCCUGCCUAUGCAACAUAGUCAGAUCUUGUCUCUUAAAGACAAAAACCUCUUUCAGACUGACUUUUAAAUGAUGUGAUUAUUCACAGAUUAUCUCUCAGUUUAUCUUUGCCUUUAUUAUUAAAUUAGUUCAAAACUUGAAUGAGAUCAUCUCUCACCUAAAUUAGUAAUAUUAUAUGUAUUCCUGCCAAUUUGCACAAAACCCUAUACAUAUCUUAGAUCUAACAACAUUUCUUUAAUGAAAAUUUCACAGAUAAGUUUCAUGGUUAGGUCUGAGCUCCUACUAUGAAUUUAUUCUGAAUUUAUAUGUAUGUAAAUAUGAUAAUAGUAACACUAUUCUUUCCAUCCUCUCAUAAUUAAUCCAUGUUCAUAUACAUGGAUUAGUAACAUUAGUAACUACUCUAGGAAUAUUGAAUGAACAAAAUCAAUCCUCAGUAUUACAAACAGUGUAGAAUGCCAUUUUUCCUAGAUAGUGUAGGUACCUAUAGGAUGUGACAGGCAUGGGAGAAAGAUUUGCUGCCAGUUUUGGGAGCUUUCUAUAUUGAUACACCAUACUUGAGCUGUCUAAUCUGGAGAUAUAUAGAUAUAGACAGAUAUAGUUACAUAUAUAUACAUAGAUAUACAAGUAACUAUAUAUGUAUAAAUGUAACAUAUAUUGUUAUAUAUAUACAUAUAUACUAUAUAUAUAUAUAGCUACAUAUAUAUAUAUACAUAUAUAUAUAUAUAUAUAUAUAUGUAUGUAACAAUGUAUGAACAGUAAUGUUGGAGGCAGGCUUUUCUCAGCAAUUUACUUAUGUUGUCUUUCUUAAUUUUAGUAGUUUUUAUUCACACUUACCCCUAACAUUUACAAGCUGUCAUUUUCUAGGGUUCAUAAUAUUUUACUUUAUUUUAUAGGAUGUAGUAUGUCUUUAUUUAGAAAUAAUACUGUAAUGUAUAACAAACCUCUUUAAACCACGCCUUCUCCAAAACUAAUUUUAAAAAAUACUACAUGAAGAUAAGCUGUGAGAUAUUAUUUCUUAAUAGUCCAUCCUGUUCAUGAACAAUGCGCUUAUUUGUUUUCAACUCCAGGUUCAAAAUAGAUAUUAACUUUAAUUAAAAAGUUAAAAUGAUUUAGGCCACAUUUGAGCAGUAAAUUGAAGCCUGAGGUACAUAACAAUCUUCAGUAUUGUUAGGAUACCCUACUCAGAGAGUAUUUUACCUCCUUUUGUCACAGUUUAAUAUUCAGUAGUCUAAAAGGUACAAUUAUAAAAUAUUACAGGAGUUUUAUAAGAAUUGUAACUGUGCAAGAUUUUUAAAUUAUUUUCCUUAUUGUUAUUUAUACUGCUCAUUAAUAAUCCAAAUGGUAUGAGAUCAGUGAUAAAGGAAAUGAUGAACCUUAAUUUAUAAACAUGGUCCCUAGUUAGAUUCUAUGUGAGAUGCAGGCUUCUUUGUGAAAAAGGUUAAUCAUUUAUGGAUUUAGCAAUUCAUCAUUUCUUAUUCUAUCUGUUGUUUAAUAACUACUGUAAAUAUAUCAAGCUAUGAAAAUGGAAAAGGGAAACAGGUCAUUAUUCUUGCAAACUACUUGACUAAAGAAAGUAUAUAUUAUAAUUAAAAAAUUUAAUCUAAAUGAUCAGGAUUUUUUUCUCAUGGUUCAAGAUGUUCUCACUUGAGUGAACUUUAGUGUAGAUUUACAAAUAAUGUUUAUAAUUUUUAAAUAUCUGGGUCUACAACUCAGACUGAGUUUGAAAAGACAUUAAUAGUAUUCUGCUAGUCUGAGAAAUAGUAUCAGAACAGGCAACUCGAUAAUGGUUAAUAACUUUUUCCCAGAAGGACUGUCUUUGGCAUUUUCUUCUCAUUACCCUUAUAUGUCUGUAGGUAAUUGUGAAAUUCUUAUUCUGUGCACAGAAUUGUGCAAAAUAUUUGAAAAUAAUUAAAAGAGUAGUUAGUGUAAGAGGUGGUUGCCUACUAUGUCUGAAAUUCUGUUAUCACUGAGAAACAUAAAUACAAAGUUAAAAACGAAGUCAGUGAGACUAGAUAGGAAUAUAGGUGCACAGAGAGAAGGCUUUUAAGGCAUCAUGCUUUGUGCUUUUUAGAAAGAAACACUGGAACCCUGAUUCUGUCCUCUUUCUAAGAAAUGCUAUCAAAGCAAUUCUUCUUUUGGGAUGGUUUUGUGGACUUUCACAAAGGAGAACUGAAUUGAUUUUUCUUACCUUUAUAAUUAUUGUUUCUAUGAUUUUUAAAUUUACUUCAACUGCUUGCAUUUUAAUAAAAUAUUUAUAUCUUUUGUAGGUAAACUCUUAAAAUUGUAUAAUUGGAAAUAUUUCAAAUACCUUAUGGGGAGAACUAAUAUAUCUUGAGUAGCUUGUUUAUUUUAAUGACUUCUUAAUCUUUUAUUAACAGACAUGAAAUUGAGACACAUUUCAGUGAUGUAGUAAAAGGUAAAGCCACAGUUACUUGAUAAAUGCAAAUUCUAGUAUCGAGCUCAUAUAUGUGAAUAAUUCUGAUAUAUGUAUAUCUGAAUAAUUGCUAGCUGUGUCUCAAGGAGAACUUUAAAAUGUAAAUUAAGAGCAUACAAAUUAUAAAAAUAUGAACCUUUCACAUAUAACUCAAAUGUUAAAAUUCUAAGAUCAUUGUUGAUCUUUAGAGGUAGACAAUGAAAAGUAACACAUUUUGAGGUAGUCUUUGUUUUAGGAAUGGAAGUAGCUUGUAAAAUAGGACUAUACUUGUUCUGCCACUGAGAACGUAUUACUUUCAAUGUAGCUCCAUAAAAGAGCUUUGAUUAUUGAACCAAUUUCCUAACCAGCCUUUUGUGAUUGUUUUAAUCUGACAGUGUAGUCAUGGUAUUUAGAUCGCAUAUUAGACCCUUUCUUUCUCCUUGAGAAUUUAGCAAAAUGGUUAGGAAGAAAGGAAGAACUUUCCCCGAAUAAAUUAGACCUGUGAUAAUUUAGAAGAAUUCAAAGUUCAUAAGGCAGAAGUCUUUAUGUCAGAAUGCAUAGUGAUCCCUGAUCACACUUGCCCUUUCUGACCCUGUGGUGAACACCUGCUUUAUUAUCAGAACACACAGGUGGCCUUUGAUGGAGCACAUGACUACAGUGGAAAUGCCUGUCUGGUUCAAGGAUACCAGCUACCUCUUCGUAAGCACAUUGUCUCACUGAUACAGUCAAUGUAGUUGGAGAAUACAUUGACUCACCAAAAUCUAUUCUUCUUUUGAUUCAUAAUAUUGUGGUUUGGCUCUGCCUUCCUAGAUUAUAACAUGACCUAGCAGUCCCAGGGCUGAGAGCUAAUCUUCAAAAUUAUAUUCAACCCUGAAAUUCCAUAUACUAGUAUAGAAUAAGUUCUUUAUUUCAUUUUUUUAAAUAAUACACGUCUUCAGGAAUAAAAGCCUUCCUGGAAAUCAUAAAUACUCGUCUCUUUCCUGCAGGGUCUCCUUCUGGGAUCCAGCUGAGUUAUUCAUAGGCUUAGCAUUUCUCUCAGAGACCUAUAGAGUAAUUGAAAAUUUUGUGGGCAAUACAGUGAUUCUCAACUCUAUAGUGCAGUAAAUGCAUUCCUAAAGACUGGGGCUUUGAUUAUAACCCUUUUCAAAAUCUGCUUGGGGGCUAAGGGUUUUAAACUAUGCUGUGAGUGAUAUUGAUUAAGCAUUUUCUGCCUCGCCCAUUAGCUCUGGCUUCUGCUCAGUGCUGUAGCGAAAUCACGAUUUGUGCCACGGAAAUCACUGAGGCAAUAAAUCCAGCAGUUAUGACUUCAAUACAUUUUCGAGAAGAAAGCACAGAUGGACUACAAGGGCGCAAGCAGUUGUUCAAUCCAACUAAUAUAUUUGAUAAUUAAUAAAUAUAACAGGGAAAAUGAACAGCAAAUGCAAGUGUUGUUUGUCUAAUUUUUAACUAAAAUGUAGUAUGAAAUUGAUUUGUAAUAUUUAAACAUUCUGUAGCAUUGAAAGAAAACAUUUUAGUUUUUGAGAAUGCUGAUUGCAAUGCCAAUGGUAUUGUACCAAGAAAAAAAAAAAUUAAAAUAGUUCACUGUUAUCUUCAAUCACUUUGAGCUUUGGAUUCAGCUUAUAUUUCUUUCCCUGCUUGUGUGGGCGUGUGUGUGUGUGCGUGUGUGCGUGUGUGUGUGCGUGUGAGUGUGAGUGUGUGCGUGUGUGCAUGCACGCAUGCAUACGUGUCUGUGUCUGUCUGCGAGAGAGAGAGAGAGAGAGAGAGAGAGAGAGAGAGAGAGAGAGAGAGAGAGACUGAGAGAGACAGAGAAAAGAGAGACUGGGGUUGAUGGAUUUGAAACUCCGAACCUUUGCACUAAACUGUAUUAUUUAUUUUGAAACUGUUUCUAAAUUGAUCAAAUUGGGAUCAAACUUGGGAUCCUUCUAUUUCAGCCUCUCUAUGGGCUGGGGUUGCAAGCAUGCACCAUCAAGUCUAGCUAGAUUCAGCUUACAUUUCUAGCCAAGGUAGCAUAGAUAUUCCUAUUUCUGAAACACCAUACAAGUUUCAGGAACCAUGCUAAGUGCAGAUGAUUCACAGAUUAUUUAAACAUCGUUGUUAUUUUCAAGGAGUGACCAAUCUCCAAGAGGUGUCCAUGCACAUAUGUACACAGUGAGUAAGUUCGGUUAUGUACUAGGUCUAGAAGAGGACAGAGUCAUCUUUUCUAGACUAGGGUCAAGAAAUCUCUCAGAGGUUAUUCGUGAGCAAGACCUUAAAGAAAGACUAACAUUCACUUAGUGAGAAGCAGGAAGACCAUUCCCACAAAAGGCACAGGGCAUGUGACAUUAUAGCUGGCUCAGAGGACUUCACAUCACAAAAUUGGUAUAUAUGUUUUAUCAGAAUAUAGUAAAAUGGUAGGCAAGAUAUGAGGAGGGCUUGAAAUCAGGGACUAAUAAUGGAGAUUGAAAGCUGUAUGACCUUGGGCAAGUUAAUUAACUUCUCUGAGCCACAAUAUUGACAUUUGUUAAAUAGAUAUAGGAGUCCUACCUUACAGUCUUGUGGUUACUUUUGAAGAUUAUAUAUGUGUGUUUCCUGGAAGAGUAAAUUUUCAGUAAGUGACAGAAAUAAUAGUAGUAUUACUGAUUGAUUGAAAUACUCCAUUAUGUCCUCUGUUCUACAUAGUUCACUGCUUGUCAGUCUCAUCGCUGAAAUAAGCUCAGAAAAUUAGGCAUUCUUUAAAUGUUCUGUCAAGAGUCAUUUAUCCAAUAAUAUUUACUGCUACCAUAUUAAUCUAUAUUUGAGAUGCAAUCAAAUUGAAGAGCUCAAAAAUUUAUAAGCUCUGUCAGAACUAAAGGAAGAAGAGAGGAACAUUUGGACAUUAUUAGAGUUGUUGGCCUGUUGAUGGAAAGUAUCAUAGUUCCAGUGUCAAAUACCGAGAUAAAUAUAAGGGACUGAGAAUUCUAAUUCUAGCAUAGCAUGCUGAUUUACUGUUUAGCUUCAGGCAAAUUACCUUUUCUUUCCAGUAAAAAAAAAAAACAAAAACAAAAACAAAAAAACCAAGGUGAUGCCUACUGAACAAAUACCAAUAAACAAGCUUAAGUAUAAGAAGUCUAAGUAAUAAAGUAAUAGUCUCCUGUAAGGAAGAAAAAAAACUCACGUCAGCAGAUUGAUUUUUGAUGGCAGGACUUAAUAAAAGAGUCUAAGUAGAAAUCACAUCCACAGUUCACUCUUUUUAUUCAUGUCAGUUUCUCCAUAUCUAUUCCAAUUUCUAAAACUUCCUUACAUACUGCAGUAGUUUUGCUUUAAAUUAUGAACAGCAAAGUCUCCAUGAAAAAUAUAAAUUAGCCUCCUGAUGCUUCUCUUUCCACCCCCAUAUAGAUGCAGUAACAUAAAUGGAAGAAUACAAUUUCAAAACCUAACCCAGCAGAAAAUGUCUCUAAUGUGCAAAAUGACCAAUUAGUUAUGCAAAAUGUACAAUUUUCUUUCUUGAGAAAAGAAAAAUUAUAUAAAGAAAUGCAAGUAUUGGGUUGCCUGGUGUCUUGUUUUUUUCUUGAUAGCUCCUUUUUGCUCCUCUGAGAAGCCAUGCCAAAUUCUAUCUACUCUAUGAAGAUUUUAAGAAAAAAUUCUUAAAAUCAUCUGAACUAUAGGAGUUUUUCACUUUACUUUUCUCUUGGUGCUUUUUUACAUGCCGCUGCUGGUAGUGACUAUUUUAUGGCAAGUUAUGUCUGCCUCCCCAAUUACACCACAAAGGCUUGACAGCAACUACUUUGCUUUUCCUGUUGUCUUAGUCGGUCCUCAGGAGAUAUCUGCGGAUUUAUUGGCUUCCUUGGGUCUUUCUAAACCUGGAUAUAAAAACUUUAUCUGUAUUGUAUAUCUUCCAGAUUUUAGAUCAAGGCCUGGUCUAUUAUCAUGUUCCUUCUAAAUCUGUAUCAGACAGCAAGCCAAGCCAUGGGCACUGAUAACUCAGUUUGUGGUGAUUUCUAAAUUCUUGAAAAUUUCCGCUUUGCUCCAUAAAGCAGUUUUUCAGGCACAGUCUGUCUUUAUGAAUCAACCUCACAUAUGUCACUCCCUCAAAAAAACAAAACAAAACAAAACACCAGCAAAGUAUCAGGGAGGUCAAAUGGGGAAUGUAGAUCUCGUCUCUAAAAUUUAUAAAUAUGAAUAUUAUGAGUUAAUAAUGGCUUUAAAAUCCUGGUGUGAGUUCUAGUUGAAGUGGGUUAAGAGUAUCUCAGAAAUUGUAUCCAAAUUCUAGAAAACCCUUAACGAGAGCCAAACCACACCAGUGUUCUAAGUCAUACAAUCAAAUGAAGUGCUCAACUACAGUACAUUGGCAUUUUCUGUCUCUGUCAUAACUACCUCUUACCUGCUAACUUUGCCGUGAAUUUUGAGGAUUACAUUUUAAAUAAGGCAUCAGAAAAAAUAUAAGCCAUCAUAAUUGUCUUAAAUGUAUUUUCUUAAAUAAUUUAAGGGAAGCAACAUUUUAUUCGUUCCUCCAUCAAUAACUUUCCUUGCUGGUCAUCUCCUCUCUCAUAUCCUUGCAAAUCAAAUACUCACGUACACAAACUUCAGAACAAUUGUUCUUUAGAAUGUUUGACAUUUUACCUGACUAAUUUGUAGGUCUGGAAUGAUAUAAUCUUACAAGUGUACGUGAAUACUUUCAGGACUUAGAUUUGCAUUGAAAAAUCACUCUUCAUAUUCUAGUUGAGGGUGUCUACUGAGCUUAAAUUGAAAGUUUAAGAUUGAUUUUUUAAAAUUUGGAGACUAUCAAGAAACCCUGGUCAGUGGUUGUUGCCACUGAGGGAAGACUAUUAAAUUUGGAUAAUUUGAAAUGACCCCACCCAAAUGUACCCCUGGUGCCCCUGGAUUGUGAUAUAUAGAUAUAUCCUAUUAGUUCAUAGCUAUUGAGGGAGAGAUGAUAAUAGAAAUUUCUUACUUCUUGAAUUCUAUUUUGUAAAUAUCUCCUACUCUCUCUCUCCUGUUAUCUUCCUCCAUUCUUUUCUUCCUUCUUUAAUAAUUCAUUCAAUAAAUAAGCAUUGAAUAAUGUUAUUUCCAAUUAAUGUCCUAGGUGUUAGUAGAAUGAAUAAAUAAGUAGAAAUAGAUAUUAUAGUAAGGGAUACAUAUUAAAAAAUAUAUGUUUAUAAAUUUUGGUGUUGGGUAUGGAGGAAAAAUACAGAGAAAUAGUGUUACAGAGUAGGGUAACACAGAAAGUUUCCUCAAGCAAGUUUCAUGGGAGAUGAGAUGGAUAAGUAUAGUAGAAGGUAAGAAGAGGAAUGUUUCAGGCUGAGGCAACACAGUAGAUAGCAUCAUAGGAGGCAGGCAGAAAACGGAGAGCCCAGAAUGGCUGAAAUAGAGACUUCAAGAAAGGAACAUGAAAAAGGAUGGGGCAAAAUAACUGGCUUCAGAGGGAUCUAGAAAGCAUUAGAGCUCGUUUGUAGACCACUUCAUGAAUUUUGUGGAUUUAAAGAGUUUGGAUUUUACCAUUGGGUUUUACUAAUUAGAAGCCAAUAAAAGAUUUUAAGAAGAGGAGUGACAUGAAAUGAUUUAUAUUUACAAAAAUAUUACUUUAGGAAUAACAUUACAAAAGAAGGAAUUGAAGUAUCCAUGAGAGAUGCAAAUGCAGUGUUGAUAGGGAUAGUUUCUAUGAAGGUCGAGGGAAUUUGCCAGGUUUUAGGGGACAUGGGAAAAAGCAAUGAAAUUCACCAGUGGCAUUAGGGAUGAGUGGAGUGAGAAGAAAUUCUCAAGGAUAAUAUUCAAGUUUCUGGAUGUAGCAUUGUCCUGUUGGGCAGUAUUUUUUGAAGCAGGAUGUAUAUGAGAUAAGGUUUGCAUUUGCUUUGGCUCUGAAUUUGGUGUUACACAUAGUAAAUAUAAAGAGAUUUUGAUAUAUGAUUGCAGGGACAUUGGGGAGUUACUUUGUUCAAUUCUGGAACUCAGAAGAGAGGUCUGGACCUAAGAAACUAGUGUAACAAUCAAAACAUAUGUCAACAUUUUGUUCAUUUUAAUAGAAUAUCUUAUUAAGGGUAAGUUGACAAUUCCUUUUUAAAAAUUUUCUGAGUUUAUCCUGUAAUUUAUUAUUUAUUCCCUCACCAAAAUUUACAAAUUCAGUUUCAGACACUAUUUGGUUACCUAGAAUUUCACUUUAUACAAUAUUAAUUUGAAGCCUUAACUUAUCUGUUUGAAUAUAAUAUAAUAAAGAGACAUGAUAUUUACAUUCGCUGUCUUUUGAAAUACUUUUGUAUUUGAAAGUCAGACUUCUCCAUGUACUCAAGUGAGUCUAACUUAUUUUUAAAGAGGAGGACUUUUGGUCCUAAUGAAGUCCUGGAAAUAGAAUUUUGGAGAUAUGGCUGUGUGCUGUUCUUCCUGCUUGGAUAGUAAUACAGAUGAACUUCUUUGAUCUUUGGUGCCGUAAUCAGCAGUGUGACCUUGGUAAGUCACUAGUCUUACUGGUCCUUCAAAACUUAUAUCCUUUUGGGGGAGGAGAUUCCUUUACUAUGAUCACUAAAUCCAUUUUGGUUAUAAGAUCUAUGAAAAGUUGUCAUUAAUUGUAAGCAAAUGGUUAGGUAUAAGGAUGAAGGAGACAAGUAGCUUUAAAUGCUGGAAAAGUUUUAGUUUUCUGGAGGAAUUGAAGCUUCUGAAAUUACUUAGGAUUUAAUAAAAAGGAGUUUAUAAGAUCCUUUUCCCCAUCUUUCUACAUAUAUAUAAAGACAGUUAAAUUGCUGCUAAAAAUGUGAAAUGGAGGUGAGUAACAUUUCCAGAGGCAGUAAGUAAUGCUGAAUUUUACUGGCAAAUUCUACAUUCCUUUUUAGGAAAAGAGAUAGAGGUUUAUAUAAAAAUGGAGAAAAAGGAAAUUGCAUGUGCAGAUGUAAAAUACCAUCUGUGCGUCUGGAUCUGUUCCAUGCUCCACACCUUCAGUGAAAGAAAUUGUUGAUUGAAAGCUCAGAUUUUGCUGGCUAGUUGUAAAAGCUUCCUGUGUUGCUUAUCAUGCAUUUUAAAAAUAGAUGGCUUUGAAUGUGUGAGUUAAUUUUUAGCCCCAUUUGCUCAGGCCUCCUAACUCAGGAAGCAUGCUUUUAGUGAACUCACAAUUCCAUUCAUAUGCAAUGUGAUUAAUAGUAAUGAGCACUUUCAAGGUGCCAGGCAAUAGCUUUGGCACUUUGUAUUAUACCAAACUUCAAAAUGUUUGCAAAUAGCAUUUUUUUUUCCCUCUCAUAGUGGCAGGUUGGACCCAUCUAACUUCUUAGACUGGAGAGUUUCAUCUGUAUCUUACUUUGAAAAAAUAUUCAAUAUUGGUGGAACUCCAUGUGUACGGUCUCAUGUAUUUAGAGAAACUCAUAUUAAUUCCAGCACCAACUUUGUCUAUUUCUUGUCUUAAUAGUGUAAGUGCCAAACCUGUGCUAGGCCAAGACAACUCUGUGCUCCAUUAUCCUUUAAGAGGAUACUGACACCUUUAAGAGGAACUGGCACCUCUUUUAGGGUAACUCUUCCUAAUCUUAUCUCAGAUUGCAAAAUGAAAUACUUUAAAUAUAGACUCUGACUUUCCGUACUUAUGGGUAAAGUGGGUUUUGAUUUUUUUUCUAAAUUUAAGAUUUUUGAGCACUGUAUUUUUAAAAAAAAUUGUUCAACUAACAUUUUAAGUGGUAUUUAUAUUUGGAGAAUUUCCUAGAAGAAACACAAAACAAGCAAAUUUGUUUCCUUCUUCCAUAAACCAUAAUAACUACAAAUACAUCGUUAACAUUUUAGCACCAUUGGCCCUGGGAAACAAACACUACUUGAAGCUUAAAAUAGCUACAUCAGGUGCCAAAUAAAUCUUUAAAUACUUAAAGAGAAGAUCAGUUUCAUAGAUAUUUUGCUUAAGAUGGAGAUAGUUACCUAUUUUUCAGAAUGGAGUUUUCUUGUUAAAAUACUGACCAUACUAAUGAAGUAACUUGAUUCUUAAAUGUGUGCUUUUCAAACAUGUAAGCCUCUUCACUUUCUCUAAAAGCAACAGGGACUGUGCUGUAUGGUGUUCUAUAAAUAAAGAACCUCUAUAUGUUUUCUUAGUAAGCAGAUAGAAUCCCUUGUCUCUCAACCCCUGAAACUAGGCUUCUUUCUGUCUCCUACCAGUGAUGAGUAACAGCUACUGUUCUUAGCUGACCUGACUGAGCCAAUCCGUGGACCCUCUUUCCUUGGGGAGGUUGUGUUCCAUUUCACUGUGAGCAGAGUUAAGGAGGGCUUCUAAAUAAAAGGACUGUUGUACUGAAGAGACAGACCAUUUUCUCUUGCCCAAAUUGGUGUGAUGGGGGGAGGUUCCACUUCAUUCCCCUCCGCUCUGCCUAAAUACAUCUUCAUAACAUCCACAGGCAUUAUACAAAAGGGAAGGGAAGCAAACAAGAUGGAGAUUCUUGGAAUGUCUAUCCUCACUAGUCCUACUGUGUAUAUUAUAAGGUGUGGCGAUCUAGAGGGAACUGAGGAAGAAAAGGAAAGGAGAAAACCUUCUCUUGAGAAUGGUUACCAUUCUUCUGUUAUUGGGAAUGUGGGGGAUGAAGGAAAUGACCUAUGUCUCCAUCAAUAAACUAAUUUGAAUGCAUGUAUAGAUGCAUGCAUGCAUACACAUACUAUUAUAAAAUAACUGUUCAUGUUUUUAGAAGAACAUUCUCAUUAGUUAAAUAUGUCAUGGUAAGAAUUAAACAUGAUUACAUGACACUAUUUUGACAAUACAAUGCAUUUGAGGGUAGUUGUGCAAAAAUAAUUAUUUGUAUCUGAACAAAAACUUCCUACUGUAAUCAUAUCUUUUCCGUUGGUCAAAAGUCACUAAGUCAUUAAAUUAUUCAACUUAUGUAAAAUGUGAUUCAAUUGUAUGAAUAAAUUGAAACAAUAUGUGAAAAAAGGGUUUAAAAAUAAAAUGUUCUUUUUAUUGUGUUUAGCAUUUUUCAUGAUUUUUCCCUAAUUUUAAAUACUGUUUUUACAUAAUCCAAAUGUCUUUCACACAUUACCUUCAUUUUUCUUUCUUUUUUAUGUUAUAUUUUGGGUAUUUUCCAAUUCACCUACUUAGAUUCCACUGUACCCAUUCUAUUAUAUUUACCUAUCAAGUUUUUAAAUUUUAAAGUUAUUUUACAGUUUAGGAUUGUCUGUUUAAAUUUUAUAUGUGUUCAAAAUACUGAAUACUGUUAAUUUAUUCCUAUAGUCCACCUUCCUUUCUAUUUCCUUGACUAUAUACAAUAACCUCAAAUGUUUUAAAGUCUGUGCUAGUUUUUGUAAUAUCCAGAUCAUCUACUUAUCUGGUUCAAAUGUGGUUUUUUUCCUUGUUUAAUCUAUUUGUACAAUCAAUUAUUAUGCUGUUACAUGGUGAAUUAUGUGUAAAAGAAUCAUAAAUUUCCAAAUAAUGUUCUAUGCCACCAGAGCAGAGGUCUACGUAGAUAAGAGGAUCCCAUUCUUGGAUUCAGCUGGGUAAAGGGCUUCAUUUUCAGAUUGUCAUCUCACCCUUGUCUUUCUCUAUUUCUGUACCAUGGUCCUUGCAGGAUUUUUGUUGAAAGCCUAAUACAUCUUUAUCAUCUCACCCUGAGAAGAAUCUAAGUAUUCUUACACAACUUUUCAGUUUAUUUCCUUAUCCUUAGGUCCAAACAGCUAAAAAGCUUGGCAAAUGACUUCAAGAUGUAUUCAGCCCUGUGUUUGAGUUUGGUGUCUCUCAGCUGCCAGGCCCCUGGUUUGUGUCAUACCAAAUUCUGCUGAGGUUUUCACUUUGCCUUUAGAGAACCAUUCAGCCUAGUCCUUCAGUUUCCUCUGCAACCUCACCAAGCAUACCAUGGAGAAAGCUGACUGUGUUUUUGAUUCCUCCAAUCUCCAAUUUGUCAUUUGUGCCUUUAUGACUAAAAGUUCUGGUGGCUUUUCUUACUCCAAGGAGACACCUUCUUCUUAGCUCAAGUCCAGUUCUUAGCACCAUGCAAAGAAUCAACAAAUGUUCAUGGAGAAAGAGAGAAAUGAUAAUCAGCAGCAUGCCUUAGAUUGACUGCCUUUUGAAAUUUUAUUUCAUAUAGUCUUUAUUGCUUCAACAGCUCUAAGAACUAUAUAGCUAACAUAUCUGUGCUGUUCUAAAUACUGCAACAGAAAAGUUCCUCUGUUAACUUACCUGAAAAUGAAAAGACUAUUAUAUUUUAAUACCUUUAACUAAAUUUUAGAUUUUUUCAUGUUUUGUUUUUUUUUUUAAUAGGUACCGGAGAUCGAACUCAGGACUGCCUGCUUGCAAGGCAGGCGCUUAUGCUGCUGAGCUAAAUCCCCAGCCUGCUAUAACUGAAUUUUAAAACACUUAACCUUGAAGCAAAAAUGAUUCUCCUUUACUGCUAACUCAUGUCAAUUAUUUUGAAAUUUGAAGCAUCAAAAUAAUUUAUUCCUAUCCAUAUCAUAUUUAUCUUUUCGAUGAAUUAUUUCUCUUAAAUCUUUUUCUUCCAGUCUAAAUAUCACAAAUCUAAGUUUAUUUCUCAGCUGGGGGUUUAGCUCAGCAGUGUGAGUGCCUACCUGGCAAGAACAAGGUGGUAAGUUCAAUCCUCAGUACCAAAAAAAGAAAAGAAAAGAAAAUUAUUUAUCACAUUUAAAUUCUUUGCCAUCCUGAUUACCAUCCUCAGGAAAUACUGUCAAUGCACCACUUAUUAUGAAAGUAUUAACAUUUUAUUUAAUAUAUUCAAAUUAUAUAAUGUUCAAAUUAUUAAAAGUAUAUAAUGUGAACAAAUGUCUUUGUUUUUGUUUAAAUCUAGUUAAGGAGAAAAAGCAUCAGAUGAUAAUUAAUAUGCACACCAAAGAAGUUAUAUGAUGAGCUGUUUGUAAAAUUCUAUGAGGGGCUGGGUGGGAAUUCAUCUCAAUGGCACAAGUGCCUGCCUGACAAGCGUGAACUUGUGAGUUCAAUCCCCAGUACCAAAAAACAAAAAAAGAAAAUCCCAUGAACAGAAAACAAAAUGAACAUAAUGAAAGAAAAAUAACUAUACAGAAGUUAGAUAAGAAAAAGUUUCAAAAGUUAGGGAAAAAUCAUAAAAAAUCAUAAUGAUAGUAAAAGCAAUAAUUGUAUUGAAUCAAGUCAAGAAUGUGUUAUAAUUCUUAAGGCAAAACUUUAAUGAAUAAGAUUUUAUACUAAAAGAUAGUAAAAGAAAAUAUAAUUACCAUACUAGUAGAAAUAAAUAGAUAUUUGAUUAAUAUGGAGAAGUUAAGUUAUAAAAAAGAAAGGGAAUAUAGUACUUAGGACAUUAGAAAAAUAGGAGGCAGUAGAAAGUCUUUGUAACAUUGAGUGGACAAGAAUAAUGAAAUCAGUUCAAACUCACUACAAAUAAAGGUAACAAAACCUCUCUCUCUCUCUCUCUCUCUCUCUCUCUCUCUCUCUGUCUCUCUUUCUCUCUCCUUUCAUAUCUAUCUCAUAUACCUCAUAUCUCUAUCUCUGUAUGUAUCUACUAUAUAAGUAGAACUAAGGACUUUUGUUUAUCAAAACACAUCAUUAAGAGAAUAAAAAUAUAUCUGACACAUGACUUAUAUAGUGAGCUACAAAUGAAAAAGGUAAAACAAGCCAAUAGAAAAGCAGAUAAAAGUCUUGAACAGACAUUUUACAUAAAAGACUAUCAGUUCUACCCCCAUAUAUAAUCAUGAACAUAAAUAUAUUCAAUAUCAUUAUUUAUGAUAGUCAUAUUUAUAAAUAUCAACUACGUCUAAAAAGUAGUGCCUCAAAAUAAUGUUGACUGAAGAGGCUAAACAGCAAAUUAUGUGCUGAAUUUUUCUGGUUAUUCACAGUUCAAAAAUGGCACUAAUCUAUGUAUUAGGAAUCAGGUAGUGGUUAGUUUUGGAAGAGUUCAUGUAGGGCACUGCUUCUGCCCUGCUUAUAAUAUGUGUUUCUUAGCUUAGAUAUGACUUACAUAGAUGUGUUAAAUUUAUGAAUAUUCAAAAGCAUAAUAUGUAUAUUUUCCUAUAUAUAUCUCAUACUUCAAAAACAAAUUAAAUGUAAUGAGUUAUCUUUUGACUUAAUAGCUACUUAUUCCUGUAAAUGUUCAAAUAAAUAUGUUAAAUGAUUACCUGUGAAGUAAAUGUGGAAGAGAUUUCUCUACUGGGGUCUGAUAAUUUUUCAAAUGAAUCUGAUAAUUUUUCAAAAUCUUGUAAAUUUGAGAUUCUCUGAUUUUUUAUAAAAAAGGGUACACUUUGAACUUCAUGUACAUAUUUCUUUCCUUAUCAAUCAAUUUUGGGAUCGUACUCUACUUUUCCUGUGCUAGUUUACUUCCCAUUCCCAUUUAAAUUCUUAUCAGAUUUUGAUUAUUGAUCGUUCAAUAGCCAAAUCUCAUGGGUUCUUUCUGGUCCUUUUCUAGUGUAUUUCGGGGUCUAUGAGGACUCAUUUUCUUAAGACCACCCUGUAAUUUCUUGACAUCACUCUCUUCCUGUUCUCUUUUCAUGUUUGAAAUACGAGAUCUCUCCAAAGUUCUAUUCUUGAUCUGCUUCUCAUACCAUAAAAUUCUUUGCAUGAUUUCAACUGUUUCUAAGAUUUAGUCAGUCUUCAACUCUUGUUGGAUUUCUAAGUCUUUGUCUAAACUCUUUAAGUUUCUUCGGGAGUCUAGACCUAUAUAUUCAACUGCUACUAUAUUCAGACCUACUACUGUGCUUCUUGACUUAAUGCGUAAGACUGAAUUUCUAUUUUUUUUUCAAAACUUAAAAACUUCCUUUCAUUAGGAAACAGUGUCUCUAUCUAUGCUUGUUUUAUGGAGAUGGGGAGAGAUUUUGGACUCUCUUAUACCCCUCCUUGCCUCAUCCCAUUCCAGUCGGUUACUAUAUUUAAUUAAUAUUUAUUUAAUUUUAUAUAUUCUUCGUCGCUUCUCUAAUCUGUUUUCCAUUACUUCAGCUUAGUUUGGCUUUCACUUUAAAAAAAAAUGAUUUUCAAGGGGAUCUGUCUUACAAUUUUAUACUCAGCUAAUAACAUUAUGCACAAUGAUGCCAGCACUGAUUCCUUUUAUUAGGAUGUUCUUCUGUCAGUUCUUGACUCAUUGACCACGUAUUCAUCUGAGACUAUGUGUAAUGUGGUUCUCUGUCUAAUGCCAGAACUGACCUUUACUCAACCUCUCAGGAAAAAUUGAUAGUUCUCUCCUUUGUGUUUCCACUGCAUUUUCUAUACAUUAAUCAUAUUUCAUUGCAUUUAUCUGUGCCAAGCAUUAAUCGCAUUUCAUUGCAUUUAUCUGUGAAUUUGGGAAUGUAUCUUAUUUAUCCUGUUAUAUGCAGCAUAUAAAUAUGAUUGGUUGGAUAAAUAAAAUAAUAAUGAAUGACUACAGGAAUGAAUGAAUAAGUGAAUUGAGCUUGGUUUAAAUUUGUGUUUUCCCAUUACAUAUUGAAUUCAUUAAGAGCUUGUUAAAAAUAUGGACCCUUGGUUUUUACUCUAGAUAGUCCCUAGGGAAAAGGUCAAGAGACUUUUAUCAGGUAGGUUUUGGGUUGGAACAUUGGACAUAAUAUUUUCUUAAUUCAGUUACGUAUCUUCCAAAUUAUAAGCCUGUAUAUGUUUCACAUACAUAUUUUUGACCUGAUAUCUUUCAAAAUAUAUUGACUAAGGCUGAGCAUGGUGGCACACACUUGGAAUCCCAGCUCUUAGGAGGCUGAGGCUGGCGGAUCACUGUGAGUUGAAGCCAGCUGGGCUACAAAGUGAGUUCAAGGCCAGACUGAACGGCAUAGUGAAACCUUGUCUCAAAUGACAAAUAAACAACAAAAACAAAAAUAAAAUAUAUUGAAUAUAUAUAACUAAAAUAUAUAUCACUAGUCUUAAAAUGAAUUUGAAAUAUAGGAACCAAGAAAUUAUCUUUGAAGCAUUAUAUAAAAAAUUAAUAUGAACAAAUAAUUUGGAGAAGGAGGAGUUAAUACCUUUCUGCUUAGUGGAAAGAUGCUACUCAAUGAAUAUUAAAUAGCUAGAGUUGGAUCAAACUGAUUACUGAAUUAUUCAUUUAACAUAAAAUAGUUAUAAUGCAUACAUACAAAUAAACAUAAACGUAUAUUUCAAAAAAUUUCACAUCUGUGUUAUAUAGCUGACUAAAUCUGAUUGUCAUGCUGUGUCUUAAUGUGGUCUUUAUUCACCUUUCAUAAAUGCAUAAUGAAUUUCUGGGAAAAAUAAGCUCACAGAUCGUGUACAGCAUUUUUAUUUAAAAGUGGUUACCACUCUGAAUAUAAUAACCUAUACAAAACUAAACUUCCCCCGGUUAAAUUAAAGAGAGGGUUUGUUACUCAGCUCAGAGAAGAGAAAACUGUGGUGCUACUUUAAAUGUACUAUCUGAAGGAUUAUGAGCAACAAACGUGGGAAGAAAAUGCUAAAUUUGAAUCAAGAGACAUUUGGUUUCUGUGGUAUUUCUUGAUAGGUAACAAUCAGAACUGGUACUGUAGUUCUAUGUAUAUGAUUUAUAAAGUUAUACAUUUAAUAUUUUUCAAAUAUAUAUUUUAGACAUUCUACUGAGAUUUUUGAAAGCAGAUUCAUCUAAACUCAGUGGAAUAAAGCAGAUCUCUGAAAAUUCCCUUAAAAAUUGCGUUACAAUUGUUACAAAAAUUUCUUUAGACCCCAAUACAGGAGAUAAAUUAUCUUAGAAAUCCAAAGAUUAAAUUAUCAUCUGCUUUUGCUUUCUGCCCCUGUGCUGUUAUCAAUAAGCCAAAAUCUAUCUUGUUUGCAACUAUGUUUCAUACUUCAGAGCCAUUAGUAUUUCCUGACAUUAUUUUGCCUUUAGGCAAUAUUUUAUUCUGAUUAAAACCUGUUGGGACUUGUGUCCAGAAACAUUCUUAUUUGAAUAGUAUUUGAAGUGUUAAUUUUAUUAUUGAGGUACUAGUCUGUAUUAUUCACAUUAUAGAUGUCUUAAAAUUCAUGUGAUUAUGACCUUAUAAAAACAUCCAGUAGACUGCAUUAUUUUUUUCCUUUUUAAAGGUAUUUUCUAAUGUGGUAAUAACUUGUUCCAUGUAGAGGUAACCUGAGUUUCUGGUUAUAACUAUCCAGGUUUUUGAUUACUAUAAAAGAGUGACUUCUGUCUGUCUCUAUCUCUCACUUGUUUUAAAUUUAGAACGGGUCCUAGUCAGUUGGAUAUUAUCAAGAAUUCCCUGCCCAAAGACAUCCUGUCCUCCAGGCUCCCAUAUUACUUUACCAUUACCCUUCAGUUUGAAAUUAAAGACAGUUUUAAUAUUAUAUCAUUUAUUUAUAUUUCCUUCUACACGAUGGUAAGCUAGAGGAUAUUUAUUUGUGUACUACAUAUAAUCCUUGCUAUACUAAUCUACAUCCUAAAGAUUCCCAAAAUUAGAAAAAUAAAUAGAAGACAGAAAAGACAACAUUUUGUGUAAUAAAUGUUCAAGAUGAGAAAGCCACACUUAGGAUUGUUAUUAAUUAGUAAUUUGAGAUUUUGGGGUUCUUGAAUAGAUUAUUAGUAUAAACAUGAUAUUUUGAUUCCAAGAGAGAACCUCUGUGUGUGAGGGUGUUGCCAAGAAAUACAUAGGUAAUUCUGCAUCUUAGAAAAUAAAUAAUUUUGGUAAAAGCAACAGUAUGCAAUAAGGGAGAGAAAACCAGUGAUGUUGUCAAGAGAGAAUUCAGUUUACUCAUAAUUCCCUGGAAUGUGUGAGCCAACUAAAAUUUUUCUACAUGCUCUAAAGAUCCACAUAGGCCAAAAUACUGUAAAUGAAGAAUCACUAAUACUAUUAAUAUUUUAUCAAAGUAUGGCAAUUACAGUUACCAUCUAUAUUCUUUUUUUUCCAGCUAUAUUCUUGAUGGGAUUUUUUUGGAGUGGCAAUCUGUUUCAGGACAGUUAAUUUUAACAUUUGACUUUUUAUAUUCCUGUUUUAGUUAAGGUAUGAUUAAAUUAUAUAAAAAUGUUAUGGCUCAUAUAUAAAAUUUCCCCCUAAAGUCUCAUACGUUUGGAAGGUGAUUGGCACAAGGGGUGCUAUAUUCAUCACUGAUGAUUUCAUAGCUGACUUGCUGCUAGGAGACAAGGCUUGAUUAGAAGCAUGUCACCGGCGGCAUGACCUCCAAAAUAUGUUCUUGUCCCUAGCUUUUCCCUCCUCUCUUUUCUUUCUGGUUGUCAUGUGGUUAACAGUUUUCCUGCACCAUGCCCUUCUUCCAUGCUGUUUCUACUUUUGAAGUAGUUGACCGUGGAUUGAGUUUGCUGAGAUUAUGAAGAGAAGUAAAUCUUUCCUUUAAGUAGUGGGCAUUAUGUUCAUUUUCACAGCUAUAGAAAAAAAUGACUCAUACAAAAAUAAACCCCAGUUUUCAUUGGUCUAACAUAUUGUACAUGAGAUUUUUUGUAUUGUAUGCUCGUAAUACACAAUUAGCAUCCAGGCUUAGUCAGAAGCUUUUCAUUUGAUCUUCUAGAACUUUUGUAUGGAGAACAGGCAAGAAGAACCUGAUAUAGGAGAUUUCUAUGGUCCAAGGCUAGAAGUAUCCUGUAUUGUUUCCUGUAAGUUAGAAAUUAGCGAUAUGGACAUUUCUAAAUGCAGUGGGGACUGGGAAAGUACCCAGGAAGGUGACAGUAGCAUUGGUGAAAAACUUGCUAGUUUAUGCCUUACUACUUUUCACUGUUUUUUUUCUACAACAAGAUUGAAAUAAGCUAAACCUAUAUGUAAAGGGAAAAUAUUUUUAUGUAACUUUAUUGCCUAUAAAGCCCUUUCAUUUUCAUGAUAUCUUUUAUUCUUAGCAUAAUUUUAAAAAAGAUAGGCAUAAUUAACCUUGGUGUUUAAAAGGAUGAAACACAGACUCAGCGAGCUGCCGAGGCAGUAGAUGUGGUAUGUAGUCACCCUGGGAUUAGAAACUAUGUCUCUAGAAAUGCGUCUAAUGUCCUUUCAUUCCUGGAAAAAAAUACAUUUUCUCGGAUGUGAGAGAGACAGUAGUGCCUUGAACUUUUUGUCUUCUGUCACACAAUCAUGAUAUUGCUCUGCUUUGUCAAUAUAAUAUAUCAACAAAUGCUUCAUAGAAGUUGCCAGGAUGAGCUAACAGAUGUUGAUGGCACAUGGAAACUAUAGAAACUAUAAGGUAUGAAACUGUAUAGCUUGCAUACAGCUCUAGGGAUGGUUUUCUUGGAUAUGUUCCUUUUCAUUAUUGAAAGUUCCCCUGCUACUUCACAUAGCUGAAAGUUAUCAAUGAAUGUGUGUAUGAAUUUUUCAGUGAAGUACAUCUUACUCUUUGACUUAAAGUCACCAUAUCUUGUUCAUGUAUAAGUGAUGUUUGAAUUAUUGUCAUCUUCCAUACCUAACUCUAGAAUAUUAUAUGUCUAGAUUCUAAUAGAGGUCCCAAGCACAACUUAUCCUAACUGAAUUCCUGAUUCUCCAUGUAAUUUAAGUAAUAAAAUAAACUCUUAAGAAAUAUAUUUAUUUUGCCUUCUAGUAAUUUUAUUGACACUGACAUAAAUUAAAGUACAGACUGUGGACUAAGAGGUACCAGUCAAAAUUAUUAUGUGCUAAUUAGAUUGUUAUGACAGUAUUGUUAUACUAUCAUAGAUUGUUUUGAUACUAUUGUUAUACUAUCAAUUAAACUUAUAUAUUUAAUUGUAUACAAAAAUACUGACUAAUAAUUGGGAACAAAUAAAUAAUAUGAAGUUAAACAUUUUUGAUUCUUUAAAAAUAUAAAUAAAAAUUCCUCAGUCUCAUAGAUUCAUAAAAAUUGCCUGGAGUUAUGCAACUUCAAUUCUAGUAGUAAUAGCACUAAAUAUGUUCUAUAUAAAAUUCAUGGAAUUUAAAGGGAUAGAUCAUUAUAGAAAAUUAAAUUAAAACUAAUAAAAGGCUAAUAUAUAGCAUAAAUUUAGAUAUAAGGUAUAUCUAGUAAAAUAAGACUUUAAAGAUUAUAGUAUCCAACCAUAUGGAAAUGUAUGAAACUUUAACAAUUCAGAUGUCCCAGUGAUAAAAACCAAAAAACUUAGUUGUCAUACACCUGAAAAAAAUCAACUUGAAAGACUAGAAAGUUUGAGAAGAUCAUUGAAGGACCAAAAAAGAAAUAAAUAAAAUAUGAAAUGAAAAGUUUAAAUAUCAAAUAUAUUAUAUCUAAUUUUGCCACUGCAUGCAUGCAUAUAGGGAGAUAACUACAUUUAAAGUUUCACCCUGCUAACCGUCUUAUUUUGGUAUGUAUAACUGUAUUAUUUUGGUGUGUAUAGUAUAAAUGCACAUAUAAAAACAUAAGCAAGUUAAUUCCUCUCCAGAGGAGUCUGAGGUUUUAAAUUGAUUGGUAGCUGAUCCUCCUAGAAUGUUUUAAUCUUUUUAAAUAAUUAGUGGGAUUCAAAACUUCAGAGAUCUCUGAGACGAAGCAACCACCUAAUACAAAAGGUCCCAAUGCUAGCUACGAUGUAAAAUUUUAUGCAGAAUACAGGCCACACUCACUUGGCUCAUCUCAAUGAUAUGUGUGACUUUAUGCAUAUUAGGUAUGUGAUAUUCAUUCUUAAAAGAACGCUGGUCACUGAAUAGAGAGCCAUGUCAUAUAUAUCAUCUGAAGUGAUGAGAGAUACUCAUUCACUUACUAUAACUGAAAUCUUUUUAUUCCUUCUCUUAAGAGAACACAUUGGUGCUAUUUUGUAUCUCCCCAACAGUGAUAACCUCUCUACAUUGAAACCUGGCAUCUCUUCUAUCACUUGUUUGCUGUUUUUAGCUGAGUGGUACCUUGACCUCCCUCUCUGCUUGAAUUUAGAGUAUUCACAUACUUUUCUUCAGUUGAUCCAGUUCCUUGGCUGAGACCCCUAACUUUUCAAAAGCAUCAAUAUCUAUUAUUUAGUUAGAUACUUAGUUCACUCCUGUCUCAGGCUAUUGUUGUUGCCCCAACUCAUAAAGCACAACAAAUUUUUUAAAAGAUUGAACAAGUAAUUUCUCAUCAGGGUUAUAAUAAUUAUAAAGCACUUUUUAUGUAUAGUGGUACAAGUUUGUCUUAGGUAUUCACAAUUUGUAAUCAUGCUCUGUGUAAGCCUAUGUUAAAAUAGCGCCCUGGUAGUUUGGUAAUGAAUUCUUAUUGGACAUACUGAAUUUGGAAAAUAGGAGCCACUCAGUAUUUGAAGCCAAAGAUAAUUAACUUUAGCAAAUUAGGUGCUUAGAUAGCAUUGGAAAGCUUAGAGACAGUGAUCAUGAUCAGCUCUCAGCAGACUAGAAAGCUUUAGAAAUUGCAGGAAACCACUAGCUUGGCCUGAAGUUGGUCAGUUUCAGGUUGCCUGAAACUCAGGCAAACUUCACAUUUGACACUUGCUUGCCAGCCAUUGUUGAUGGAAAAUGAUGGUUUUUCCUUUUCUGCUUUGUGCAUCUUCUUCAAGUGUUCCUGAUUAGCAUAUUCAAAUCUGGAAUCUUGCCGCUGAAAUGUUUUGGGAGUAUAGAAAGCAAACAGAUACAAUACUAAAUUGACAAGAAACAAUUCAGAAUUUUAAAUUUCUAUUGUACACACCUAAAUAUCUCUUUUUCAAUUUAUUAAAUUUGAUAUCAAUUUUUGUAUUAUAAUAUCCUAUACUUAUGCACAUACUUUGUAAGCAGAAAUAAUAACUAGAAAAAAAAACCAAAAAAAAAAAAGAAGACUACAUUUAUUUUCCAAAGUCCUUCUCUGUAUUUAAGAGAUAAGGCUAUAUGAGAGAUACUGCAUACCUAUAAUUCUGGCAUUACAGGAAUCAUAUCAGAACCUCCAAUUAUGAGGUAAGGGAAAAAUAUCCCCAGCCUGUGAGAUUUCUGAUAUACUGACUUCAUGUUUUCUUAAAAAGAAAAGAAUGAAUUCUAGAAACAAUGGAGGUAAAGAGUAGGAAAUAUUUAUUGAGAGAUACAAAGCUCCUUUCAGAGGAAAGGGAGGUGUCCCCUAUGGGUAGCAAGAGACCUCACUCUAUGGGGAAUUUUAUAGAGCAAAACUAUGUGGGUACAAUGUGGGUUACAGCUAUGAUCAACCAAUAAGAUUAUAGGUAUAGCUGCUUAGGUAAUUAAAUUCAUCCAAUGGGGGAGCAAGUCAUUUAGCCAGUGGACAUGAAAAGAUCACAGAACUUCUCAGAGGAAUCUGGGGUCUUGAUUGUCCAUUGAGGUGACUGAUGCCCAUUUAGAGCUCUGUUAUCACAGAUCUCACCCCUUGCGGAGUGUGUUGGUCUGGUCCUUUUAUUAUCUUGAGGUCUGGUUUCUACUGAUGCAUCUCUGGCCACAGCUACAGUGGAUUUUUACCUUUUGUGUUGUCUCCCUGAAGGACCCAGAUCUGUGUGAUUACCUAUACUAUUUCUAUCUAACUUAGCUGUCUAUAAGAUACCAGAACUCUGAGAGGCUGAGCCAGGAGAGUCACAAAUACAAGCCUUAACCUUAGAAAUUUAGUGAGAUACUGUUUUGAAAUUAAAAAAAAAAGAAAGAAAAUAUGCUAUUCUAUCAUUGAUAUUUAGAAUCAUUAAUUUCAAUCAUAUUUAAGAAUAGCACUGCUAUAUGUGUAGAAUAGCUCUGCUAUAUGUGAAAGAUAUCUUCAAUGAGUCACUUUUCUUACAGAAGCUGAGGUGCUAUAAGUUACAGAAAAAACAAAGGCUGAGGGUCACAUUUAUUACAUUAAUGACUUUAAGCAAUUUACUACUUCUUCCUGGACUUUAUCUUCUUAAUCUGCAAAAUAAACAAACAAGUAACAUCCAUCUAUCUCUAACUUGCUAUGGUAUUAAAUAAAAUAAUGUAUGUAAAAGUGCUUGCCAUUAGUUGGUUGUCAAGUACACUGAAUUUCUCCUCCCUUUCUACAACUUCUUGAAUGUUCUUUCUAAAGUUUGGAUUCCAGUUUUAGAGAAGUAGGUGGAAAACACGUGGGCUGAUAUGUCCUAACUUUUUUUAAACAGCGCAUAAACUGCCUUAUAUUUAUCUAAGACUUGGCACUCAUUCUUUAAAUGAAUGGCAUAAAUCUAGAACAUCAUUCUAGAUCUUGGAAUGAAUCUAGAUCAUCAUCGCAUAUUGAGGACCUUAUUUCUUACCCAUAAUCUUAAAUAUUUUUCUCUCUUCUGUUUAUCUGCUAUAAGAAGGAAUAUGUUUUGUAUUGAAGUUAUGUUUUCCACCUAAGGGUAAAUCUAAAAUGCAGCCAGUUUCUUUGAAAUAAAGACACAUUAAUAUUUGCACACGACUACUGAGAUAUUGUUUCUCCUACUAACAAUUUUAUAGUGACCACUUAGGAAAGGGAGGAAAAAUUCUUUUGAAGCUUCCUGUCAUCUAUACUGACAUAUUGCUAAGGUUUUAAACACACAUAUAACUUUCCUGGUAUUAAGCACUUGUACUCUUCUUUUUGAUAUGCAAGUUAAUGGGCUAAGGAAGUAAAUUUCCAUAUCAAGGGAUGAUAAAGAAACAAGAUGAAUAUUAAAUGCUGUGUAGUUUAGAGAGAAAAAUGAAAACUCAGGGAAGAGAAGAAUGAAGGAAGUUUGAUAACAUAUCUAAGAAUUAACUUGCUAAUGAUGUAGACUUCCCUAGUUUUUAACUCGUGGUGUCAUCAUAGGAAUGAAACAUUUUUGAAGCAAUAUGUAGCUGGGUGCAGUUGCCCUUCUUAGUGAAGCAAAGGAAGAAAGAUUAUCUGUUAUUUAGGAAGGCUAAAGAUAAACUUUUUCCUUUCAGUUCAGCUUCUCUGAACUAGGUAGAGAUUAAUACGCCAUGUACCACAAAGGAGAUAAAAUGAUAACUCUUUCAAAGCCCUCUUUUUUGCACCCUACUACUUCUCCCUCGAUCAUUCAUUUCUUAGCUUAGUUUUCCAUGUACUUUUGUUUAAGUAGAUUCAAACAGAAUUUCAAUGAUUCACCAAGUUAGGUUCAGGUGAGUCUUUGAGUUAAAUUUAACAGGUCACAUGGGGAUGUCUUUUCUUCAUUUGCAUGGCUUUAAUCUGUUAACCUGCUAGUCAAGAUAGGCUAAUACUUGUUGUCCUGCGCAAAAAUAGAAAUUCAAAGAAAGAGUUAAGGUCAGUGGCUUAUUCCAGGAAAAGUUUAUUUCUUGUUCACAUUAUCUCUCUCUCUCUCUCUCUCUCUCUCUCUCUCUCUCUCUCUCUCUCUCAGUCUGUCUGUCUAUCUAUCUAUCUGUCCUUAUUUGGAUUGGGGGACCUAGUUGUGAGUGACAAAUACAUAGUCACUUAUGGACCUAUACUUAUGGAGCUUCCAUAGUUUUUAACUUCAUUUAACCAGGACUGAUGGCUCAAUUCUCCAUUGGUCAUGGCACAGUAAGAGAGACUGAAAGCCAUGGCAAGGGAACAGACCUACUCACGCACACACAAUGUUCCUGCUGCCUUAACCUAGUACUGACAUAAAUCCUUUAGUAGCUCAUUGAUUAGAAUUUACCUACUGCAAAGGCAAUACAAAAUAUAGAUGAAUAAAUACAGUAUUUUGUGAGCUUGACUAUUUCUGCCACAUUUGAAAUAUUUUCCUUUUUUAGUGUGUACUUGAGUAUAAAUAAAAACAUCAUCAAAUACUUUAAUAUGAGAACAUACUUACAAAUAUUUCCCUUAGUAAAACCUUUCCACAGCUGGAUUUCACAUUACCUUAAGUCUAAAACCAUUCUUACCGUCAUAGUUUACUUAUAAUCCAUCUAUACUUAAAUAUUCCUUUUGUGUUUUCAGUUGAUCAGCAUUUCUAAUUCUUUGCUUUCCUCCUAGUUUCUUAAACUUGAUUGGUCUUAAAAUAUUGUUUUGCUGAACUAGAAGCCUUUACUGUUUUCAAAACUUUUUUCAUUAUUUAACAUGAUCUCAUUUCUAUAUAAAAUAUUCACCAAGAUGCCAAAUUCUUAUAAAAUGGUGAUCUAGAUUAUUAAUCUUAUAAUAAUUACAAUGUAAUAACUUGAGAGAAGAGUGCAUUUCUUCUCAUCAUUUGAAUAGUGCAUGUAAUGUUAUCUUGCCAUAGAAUUCUUAAAUUAGAUGGAAGGGGAUCAUUGUGAUUAUGAAUAAAAGAUUAGAUUGCUAAGACUGAGUGGAAUUAUUUGCAUAUACUGAUAAUAUUUAUCAAACCUUCAUGAAAAAUAUCCCUCUCCACUGACAGCAUUAGCAGAAUUAAACGACUGAAAGAUGAACAAACAUUUCAGUCAUGAUAAAAAUUGUUCCUUGCUUUUGAAUAAUGAUUUGUGGUUUACAAAUUCUUUGAUAUAGCUCUGGAAGAAAGGAAGGUAUUGUUACAGUAUUUCCAUUUCACAGUAAUGGAAACUGAUCAUGUACUUGAGAAUCAUUAGAGGUGGCUUGAAACUCAGCUUUUCUGGUUUAUAGACAUUACAAAGUAGAAAACAUUACCAUGCAGUCACGAAUUCACAUCUACAACAGCAAAUCACCUUUUCAAAAAAUGAAGUGCUUUAUAACGCUUGCAAAAAUAUUGUGGUCACCUUUCAUAUUUAUAAGUGAGUAUAUUUCCUAAAUUUGUAAUAAAGAUUCUUUGUACUGUAAGAAAUAGAAAAAUGUGGGCCCUUGGAGGGCAAUGGAUCUGAGUACGAGGAAGAAUUUAAUUCAGAGAACAUAUAAGCCUAUCAUUGCUCUGAAUAUAGUGGAGAUAGGGAAAAAUACAUUUCUUUAAAAAUUUUGUAAUUUAUUUUAAAAGUUGUUUAUUGCCUAAGUAUAAUUGUUCUUUUUUUUUUUUAAUCAGUUACCAGGGAUCGAACUCAUGACCACAUGCUUGUAAGGCAGGUGCUUAUCCUGCUGAGCUAAAUCCCCAGCCCCUAACUGUCCUUUGAAAUUAGUGAUUUAUAGUCAGAAAUUACUCUUAUGGUUGUGCCAAAACAAACAAGGAAAAAUGACAACAUUUUUAUUGAGGACCAGGACCAUAAAGAAGUCUAUUUUAGAUAGGAUAGUGUGAACUUCUCUAAUAAAAAUCAUGCAAUAGGCAAAGAAUAAAUUAGUAUCUAUGCAAUUCCAGAAUAUCUUCAGAAACUGAUGCAAAGCAGCAGUUGGGGGUGUUUCAUGUAAUGUUGUAACUAGAACUAUCACAAAAGAAUUUUCAAAGAAACUUGUAAUUAGAGGCAUGAAAUAUAUUAUUGCAUUGGAUCUAGUAGUAAAGAAAAAGUUGCUAUCUGGAAGAAAUGAUUAACUGGAAAUAUAUGAAAUGUCUUAGACUAUAGUUCCCUGAGCUUGUAUAUGAUAUGUAGAACUUUGGGUGAUCACUUAUCUUUCCUUUUCAUUUUCCAUAAUUAUGCAGUUAGAAAGUGAUAUCUUUCAUGUAAACAUUACCAUUUUUGAAUUCUUUUUGGUAAGAACAAUUUUGUGGGUAAGAUAUGAACUCUCGUGCUUUGGCUUUAACAUUCAGUGGUUGCUUUCCUUAAAAGAUGAUAAAAGAAUGAGACAAUGUGAAAGGAUUAAUAUCCAGAAGAACGAAACAUUCAAAGAGUGGAGAGAGAGGUGAGAAGCUGAUGUGGUACUAGUGGUAAGAUGGUGAUCAGGAUAGGACUGAGGACCUAUUUCAGCAACAUUACAGCUUUAAUGAGGGCAUAUCUUAAUGUAAAUUAACCUUCUAUUGUUGUUUGGUUAAUAUUGUAUUUGAAACCUUAGAAAGGAGAUCCUGCCAUUUGUGACAGCUUGGAUGAAUGUGGAGAAAAUUGUGCUAAGUAAAAUAAGCCAGACACAGAAAGGGAAAAUACUGCUCAGUCUCUAAAUCUAAAAAGGCAACUACAUAGAAACAGAGUAUAAAAUGGUGCUGACCCGGGUUAGAGAUGUCUGUGAGGAAAACUGAAGUUGGUAAAGCAUAGAAAUUGACAUUUAUAAGAAUAAAUUAUGGGGGGCUGGGAUUUAGCUCAGCAGCAUAAGUGCCUGCCUGGCAAGCAGGCAGUUGUGAGUUCGAUGCCUGGUACCAAUAAAAAGGAAAAAGACAAAAAAAAAAAAAAAGAAUAAAUUAUGAGAAACACAGAAUAUUGACUAUUAUUAAUGAUAAUAUAGUGCAUACUUGAACCAUGCUAAAAGAGUAGAUUUAAAAAAUAUACACACACACACAAGCCAUGUGACGUGAAGGAUAUGUGAAUGAGGUUGAUUGUGGUAGUCAUUUUACAAUUUAUAUGUGUAUCAAAAGAUCAUGUACCAAAAAAAAAAAGAUCAUGUACAUCUUGAA
Cavia porcellus (domestic guinea pig) is the source of this 32163-nucleotide messenger RNA. RefSeq names its product catenin alpha 3 (gene Ctnna3). Gene Ontology annotation, biological process: cell-cell adhesion; cell migration. Gene Ontology annotation, molecular function: cadherin binding; beta-catenin binding; actin filament binding. Lineage: Eukaryota; Metazoa; Chordata; Mammalia; Rodentia; Caviidae. The transcript has 8 exons. The record is from RefSeq and is a predicted model, not a curated record. The coding region runs from base 196 to 1284 and encodes 362 amino acids. Gene Ontology annotation, cellular component: fascia adherens; adherens junction.